Messenger RNA from Topomyia yanbarensis, 4723 nucleotides. RefSeq lists its product as uncharacterized. The transcript is spliced from 5 exons. Gene Ontology annotation, biological process: meiotic chromosome condensation; mitotic sister chromatid separation. NCBI's taxonomy places the organism in Eukaryota, Metazoa, Arthropoda, Insecta, Diptera, Culicidae. The record is from RefSeq and is a predicted model, not a curated record. Gene Ontology annotation, cellular component: nucleus; condensin complex. Bases 135 to 4079 code for a protein of 1314 amino acids. Gene Ontology annotation, molecular function: chromatin binding.
ACAAAAAUGGAGUCCGGAUUUGUUUUACUUGCGUGAGUGCAAAGCCCCCAUUAUUGGUAAACAUUGGGCCAAAAUUUGUCGCAUUAAAAUGGGGCAUAGCUAAUCGCUUUUAUCGCUAAACGAUUCGUGAAUGUAUGGGAAAUAUGAAGAGAAAAUUAAAUAUUUUGGAACUACGGCGCCUGAGGGAAUGUGAACAACAUGUUAGCCAACGGGAAGAGGAGGUAUCCCCCAGGAAGAAACGUGCACCCACAGGAGUCAUCAACCAUGCUGGCAGGACUCCGAAGAGUUCCCGAAAGGAAGACCCGCGCGAACAUCAGAAUCUCAGCCGUGAGGAGAUUGCACUUAUGUUUAUGGAGGUUUCGGAGAAAAUUGAUCGCUGUUUCGAUUUCGAUCUGCAGAAAUGGCUCAAUCGGUAUGAGAGUCUUAGUCGCGGGACAACCAAUUUUCCGGAAGCUGCAAUGCUUGUGAUGAGUGCGGCGCAGAUUUACGGUCGAAAGGUAGAUUUUUUGGAGGAUAUUAUUCUGCACAUGGAUCAGGAUCAGAAAGGGCGAGAGGAUAGUAAAGAGGGUGAGAAGGACAAAGCGGAAAAAGCAACGGGUAGAAAGCGGGCGGCGCGGUUUCAGCCGCAAUCAUUAUCGGAUUGUUUUAGCGAUCUGGAGUUUAGUUAUAUAGAUAGAAAAACGGUACGGCUUGAGUCGUUGGUGGCACCAGUAGAACCGCUAGGGGUGGAUCGAAGGAACAAGUUUCAACAAAUGCAGGAGUUGUGCUAUGAGCUGAGAACUAUGCCAACCAAGCAGCGCAGGCAGGAGAUUUUGCACCGAUUGAGGGACGAAGCCAAUAUUCCGUCAAUUAUGUCCAGUCAUACAGCGGCCAGGAAAAAUCAGAUUCUAGAUUUGGAAUCCGGGGAAACUAUCGGAACUCGGUAUGACUAUCAAAUCUAUUUAAAUUUCAUUGACGUCCGAACCGGAUCGUUGACUCCGGAGCAUGAUUUGAAAAGGUUUUUCCAACGUUGCGACGUGAUCGAUUAUUUAUUUGAACGACAAGAAAGCGAACGGGAACACUGCGAGCGAAGCGGGAGACCUGCACCGGAGAGGAUGUUUCCAUUGAUGCCGCGUGAGUUUAAAAUGUAUAUUCCUCCCGACUAUUUAAAGAACAAGUAUCGCAUCCAAAUGAACGAUACUUCCGAUUUUGAUAAUGAGCUGCACCGUGCUAGAAUCAGCAACUAUCAGGGAGAUCCGAUCCUUGAUUUGUUGAAGAGCAAGUUUGCUAAACAAGUUAAGGAAAAGCUUCCUCAAACUGGUCGAAAGUCGUCCCUGGGAAGGAGUACUCCAGAUGUUUCUUUUUCAAAUGUUUUGUGUUCUUCGAGAAUUGGGGAAGUCUCGGAAAAUAAUACAUUAGUGGAGGAGCAAGAUUCUGGCGCAUUUGAUGAUACGGAAUUUUUGGAUGAGAACCCUACUGAGCAUGAGAGUUCAUCAAACCAGGUAUCUUCCAUCGUAGUUACGGACAAGAAUGCAAACAUACAGCUAUCCGAGUUUGAUAAGUCUGCUAAUGCUGCAGUUCGCAUAGAAGAACAAUUAACCGACUUUCCGUCAGAUAUCAUAUCGGUGGAUUCUGUGUCGCCAGAAAAGUCUACUGUCGUCACGACUCAAACAGUUGACAAAUCCACCCUCAUACCAUCAACAACCGUACCGGAUGAUUCUGCGCCGGCAGAUAAAUCUUCUGAUCUCACAACUCAUACAGCAGAACAAUCAUCCGUUCUGUCAAAAGUUAUACCAGAGGAACCUGCCCCACUAUGUACAGCAGAAAAACAAUCGUCCGUUCCUCUGUCGGACGUCAUAUCAGAGGAAGCAGCGCCGUCCGAAUUCAACGAGCUAUUAGCUUUGGAAGAUGAUCAACAGGCAGCUAUCAAAGCAGCAGAAGCACGAGAACUAGCAUUAGAGACACAUUUGGAAGUCAACCCCAAGAUAAACUCGUUAAUGAAUUCCAAAGAAUCGUCCCCGGAACCAGAGCUGAUGGCCAUUGAAAAUCAACCGGUAACCGCAAUUGAUCCCAACUUGAAUCCACAACCAACCAGCCAAUCGCGACUUAGCUACGAAGACGAAGGCAUCGGUCCAGAGCGCGAUUCACCGGGACAACAAUCUCCGGUGGGUUUUUCGCGAACUACCACGCUUGACAGGCCGACGACACUGGGACCGCUGAAGCCGCUUUCGUUUGGCACAGGAACGGUAAUACUGGCGAGUACGCCGGUGAAGACGAUUAAGCUCAAACCGGCUCUGGUCACAUUGAACUUGCUGAAAAUCCCCGAAUGUCACCUAAGAAAGCAUCUGCUUUUUACGCUACCGGUCGAGUAUAAGAAGUUGAAAUUGGAUUUGGUGCGUAGAACGAGCAAUCGGGGAAAGGAUUUGUUCACAUUAGCGGUUUACAGUUUAAGCCCCCGUGCGCCGAAGAAUAAGGGUUGGAUGAAUCGAGCGGACACACCGGAACCGGAAGAUUUUCACGGGUUCGAAGACGAACUUACGGGUGAGGCAGAUACCGAAUGUUUGUACAGUUUAAGAUCGUUGAACGAGGAAAAGCGUCCAAAUGUCUCCCGCGCAUCAACGCCAGAAAACGAAUUCUACGGGUUCGAAAGCUUCGAUAACGACGAGCGCGAUGAUGUUGACGUUGAACCAUUGUCCUGUGUAUCACCUGUACAAUCCGUUUUGGAACCGGGCCGAAUAUCACCUGUCCCACCCGUUGAGGCAUUAGCCAGAAUAUCACCUGUACCACCCGUUAAGACACGCGCUAGAAUAUCGCCUGUACCACCCGUUGAAGCACCAACCAAUAUACCGCCUGUACCACCCGCCGAGGCUAUCCCACUCGGGAGGGAGGAAGAACGGCAUGCUGCGGGUUCAGAGACACUCCCGAUAGAAAGUGUGGAAGAGGUACCAAAAGUUGUUGAAGGCAAGCAACAACCGGAAAAGCCUCAGUCCGUUUCACAACAGACAACACCAAACCGGACGCUGUCACGUGACUCGGGAAUCUCAGAUGACCAGAGUGAUCGGCGAGGUAGUCGAUCGAAGGAGAGCACACCGGAACCGACUGUUGUUGUGCAAGAAACUGCCGUCGCUAGCGGUGAUCCAGUCAACGUGGAUCGGCCCACAGAAGAAGUAUCAGAACUGGACUCUGCUCCCACUAGCAAAAAAUACAUCCAAAGUGUGGCGGAAGCGAAGGAAAUGAUCGAGAAAGUUAACAACUGGCAUCGGAAGUUGAAACCAAUUUUGAUUCAGUCGGAAAAGCGAAAUCACUUUGAUAUCCAUGCCUAUGGAACGGAGAUCAUCGAAUCGUUUGGUCCCGUUGAUACGGGAAGUUCAGCACCUAUCAUCAACUUCGCCCAGGUUAUGCAGAACAAGAAUCAAGAUUUUACGGCGCGAUACUUUCUGUCGAUGCUGAUGCUGGCCAAUACCAACAACGUACAUAUUAUAGCGCGGGGCAAGAACCCCAACCGGUUGACCAGCAAGGAGGACAUUGAGCUGCAUCUGCUUAGUAGGAUGCGCCACCAUCAGGAGAUGGAAAGCAUGGGCGAAAAGAUUCCCUGCGAUAAUACACCGACUGGCAAAGCUAUCAGAGACGCGAACAAAUCUCGGGGGAAGAAGCGAAAGAGGCUUGUGCAGGAUAAUGACGAAGGAUUGGCAGACGAAGGCGAUAGUCGGCUGCGAGGAAUUCGUCGACUGCCGGACGAUGAGGAACCAGAUCUUGAUUUCCUGGAUAAAAUUCAACGGAUCUAUCCGGAUAUCAAUGGCGCAGACACUGUACGGAAGCGGAUAGCGUUCCGUAGAGGUAUGCGCCAAUGUGCUUAUGGAUUGUCGGCGAAUGAAACGCACAAGGAGCAGGGUGGGGCUUCUGAGGAAAUUCCUUCAGAACCAUCACAGAAACAGAAGCAAUUGAAUGAGGAACCGGACGAACUACUAUCGGUAGAUUUGUUGACGAAUGAAGCCGUGAUAGUGCCGAUUACCAUCGAUCCGGAACCUUGUUGUUCCAAAAGCAUAUUUUCUCUAGGCGAAUCCGGAUAUGAAUCGAUCCUAGGGGAAGGUGAUUGUUAAUUUCCAAUAUCUCAGCACGUAGCGAGAAAUUGAUUUGUUUAAGCAUUAGGUAGAAAGUUCACACCAUUUGACGAGCGAUAAACUUUUUUCACCUCUUUAUCCCUUUUCUAAGUACAAAUUUAAUUGUAAAAUUUUAAGAACACCAACUAUUUUUUUGAUUUUUUUCGGUAAAGACCUUUGCGUUCGAAGAAUAAUACGAAAGUGGUCCACUUCACGUACUUGAAUAUAUAUUAUAUAUACACGAUUUAUUUUCUAGAUUUUUGUAGAAAUUGACAUCAUGCGCAUUUUUCCUUAACAUAACAUCCCAGUUUAUAUAUUUGCAUUUUAUUUAUUUUUUUUUGUUGCACUUCAAACACCUAACGAUUAAGUUCAAAUCACCUAUUGAUCGAUCCCAGUGACAAAGCUCUUUUAAAUAGCUGAAUUUCUUUACAAUUUCACGGUAAAAAGUUCUACUUUCGAUUAACAAAACAUUUAGUACUAGAUUUUAGACGCGUAGGUAACUACUUAGUUUUGCACACCCAGACUUCAGAAAUGUAUAUACAGCAUAAAAAAGUUGACGAACAAAACAUUGGAUUAGUAAGAAAAAUAGCAGAGUUUAUCGUAACAUCGGAUAUAUAUUUUGUAAUAAAAACGAAUUGAACUAA